Zeugodacus cucurbitae (melon fly) is the source of this 1874-nucleotide messenger RNA. Its product is annotated as 3,4-dihydroxyphenylacetaldehyde synthase 2-like. The transcript has 4 exons. The record is from RefSeq and is a predicted model, not a curated record. Gene Ontology annotation, biological process: amino acid metabolic process; catecholamine metabolic process. The coding region runs from base 205 to 1674 and encodes 489 amino acids. Lineage: Eukaryota; Metazoa; Arthropoda; Insecta; Diptera; Tephritidae. Gene Ontology annotation, molecular function: aromatic-L-amino-acid decarboxylase activity; pyridoxal phosphate binding.
CUUCACAACACAAAGUAUAAAAGACUGUCGCAUAAAUGAUCUGUUCACAGUCUGAAAACGAUUUUAUUGUAAACUUUCAUUUGAAGUAUUUGUGUAAAUUUCAAAAAUUUCUAAAAACAAAAAAAAAUAUAUAUCCAAAAAGUGAAAAGUUUAAAAUUAAUAUCCAAUUUAUAUGAUAAAAAUUUCCAAAAAUCACCAUUAAAUAUGGAUGCAGAUACCUUUAGAGAGUUCGGCAAAGCAGCUGUGGACUUUAUAGCCGAUUAUUACGAGAAUAUACGUGAUACUGAUGUGCUACCAUCUGUGUCACCGGGUUAUUUGAUUAAUCUGCUACCCAAAGAGAUGCCUGAGAAGCCUGAGCAAUGGCAAGAAAUUCUGAAAGAUGUUAGUAAAUUAAUCGUGCCGGGUCUAACACACUGGCAAUCGCCGAAUUUCCAUGCCUACUAUCCUAUUGCCAGUUCGUACCCAUCAGUUGUGGGUGAAAUGCUAUCCGCAGCCUUUGGUGUGAUGGGUUUAAGUUGGAUCUGUAGUCCGUCUUGUACCGAAUUGGAGCUAGUUGUCAUGGAUUGGUUGGCGAAGUUUUUAAAAUUGCCCGCACAUUUUCUACACUCCACCAAAGGACCAGGUGGCGGCAUUAUACAAGGUUCAGCUAGUGAGUCUGUGCUCAUCGCUGUGAUGGUGGCGCGCGAGCAAGCGGUGCGACGCUUUAAAGCGGCACAACCCGAGUUGAGUGAGGGUGAGAUACGCGCACGCCUCGUCGGCUACUCCAGCGAUCAGAGUAAUUGUUGCAUAGAAAAGGCAGGCAUAUUGGGCGCAUUGCCGCUACGCCUACUGCCAACUGGCGAGUCGCGGGUAAUGGGUGGCACGCAGUUGGCCAAAGCCGUGAAAGAGGACUUGGCCAAAGGGCUCAUACCUACCGUUUGCCUUGCUACAUUGGGGGCUACGGAUACUUGUUCCUACGAUGACAUCGCGUCGCUGGCUACCGUCUGUGAGGAGCAUAAAAUUUGGUUGCAUGUGGAUGCUGCAUACGCGGGUUGCGCUCUUGCAUUGGAGGAGUUUGCGCAUUUGCGUGAAGGACUCGAUCGUGUGGAUUCGCUCAACUAUAACUUACACAAGUCUUUGGCUAUUAAUUUUGAAUGCUCGCCAAUGUGGUUGCGUGAUUCGCUCAAACUUGUGCAGAGUUUCAAGGUGGACCGUCCUUAUUUGCAACAUAAAUACAAAGGUGAGGCAGAUAUUCCAGUCUUUCGACAUUGGCAAAUUCCAUUGGGACGCCGUUUUCGUGCUUUAAAAGUGUGGCUGACCUUCCGUACUUAUGGCGCUGACGGCUUGCGCGAAUAUGUGCGACAUCGUAUACGUCUGGCGGAACGCUUCGAAAAGUAUGUAUUAGCCGAUACUCGACUCGAGAUGGUCGCGAAACGGUCUAUGGGUCUAGUCUGCUUCAGAGUUAGGGGGGGAGAUAACUUGUCCAUAGAUCUCUUAAAACGUAUAACGGAACGUAAAAAGAUAUAUAUGGUACCGGCGAUAUCUGAGGGAAAACCGUUCAUACGUUUCGUUGUGUGUGGCAUGGAACCUAAAGAAUGUGAUAUAGACUUUGCGUGGCAUGAAAUCGAGUCGCAAUUGAGUCAGCUGCUGAGUGAGCGGGAGGUAACAAGGGGAGAAGAAUCGUCGCAAAGAUGAUGUGGUCGGCAUCACUCAAAACCAAAGUUCCGGUCUACAAUUCAAUUUUGUUGCGACGGAGAAAUCGAAAUGAAUGCACAUACGUUCAUAUAUAUGUAUAUAUAUACUUAUAUUUAUAUGUCAAUUUGACAAACAUAAUUUACAAAAUAUUUAUUAUAAAUUAUCUAUGUAUAUAGGUACAAGGGAUAUAUUUAAAAUAA